AUGGUUGACCAUCUAAUUUUAUUCAAUGAAAAUUCACGAUAUGGAUUGAAAUUGAAUACAUUUGAUUUUAAUAAUGUUAUUACUAACAGUUCAGCAUUAUAUCUUGGUGCACAUAAAAUUGAAGAAAUCGGAGAUUAUAAUGGCAAUGUAUCAGUACAAAAAAAAUUUCUUCGGAAAGAAUUUAAUUUUGGUUUACAAGAACGUUUAACUGGCACAGAUAUGCCAGUAGAAGAAAGUGAUUUUAAAAUCGAAUCGUUUAAUAUCACUAAUUCCAAUAUAAAAUGUGUUUCAUUCAGUAAUUUACAACGAUUUGUAUUUGGUGAACAAUAUUUAUUUAUUGACCAAGAUUAUUCGAUUGAACCAACACCUUCAAAACGAUUAAAAUCAUCAAGCACUAAUGAGAAGGUGAGAUCAGGGAAUAUGAAAAAAAAAUAUUUAAAGGAAAAUUAA
Messenger RNA from Rotaria sp. Silwood2, 450 nucleotides. NCBI's taxonomy places the organism in Eukaryota, Metazoa, Rotifera, Eurotatoria, Philodinida, Philodinidae. The record is from the annotation of a GenBank genome assembly.